This is a messenger RNA of Rosa rugosa (rugosa rose), 1687 nucleotides long. RefSeq lists its product as uncharacterized. Lineage: Eukaryota; Viridiplantae; Streptophyta; Magnoliopsida; Rosales; Rosaceae. Gene Ontology annotation, molecular function: histone H2A acetyltransferase activity; histone H4 acetyltransferase activity; protein N-terminal-serine acetyltransferase activity. The record is from RefSeq and is a predicted model, not a curated record. The transcript has 8 exons. Gene Ontology annotation, cellular component: nucleus. The coding region runs from base 353 to 1117 and encodes 254 amino acids.
UGAUUAACCUCAGUGAAUUACUGAUGUACAAAAUGGAAAGGAUAAACUUUGCCAAAAAAAAAAAAUGGAAAGGAUGAAGAAAGAAUUAUAGGAAGAGACUAAAUUUACUGUAGCAGCAUAAGUCUGGGCCUAAACUAUCUGCACUCGAGCCCGAGCCCAAUGGGUUUUAAAUUUACUGUAGAAGGCUUAAGUCUGAGCCUGUCUAAGCUAGGGAUGAAGGAUAAGGCUCACCGGGCCUGGGCCUCUCCUUUAAUUUUUGAAAUUGGAAGGAGGAGAAAUUUGUAUUUUCCAUAUUUGUACCUGGACUCUGAGAGCGGAGAGCGGAGACCGGAGAGGGUAGUGAGCAGUGAAAAUGGAGUCGAAGGGAAAUGCCCCCAAGAUUAAGAAUAAGAUGAAGCGCAAAGAGAUACUUGAGAAGAAGAAGGCUAUGGAUGAACUGAUAAAGGUAGCUUCUGCGGAGAAAGACCAUCUCUCUGCCUUUCAUGCCUUUCGCCAUUACCAAAGAAACGGCUUGUCUGCAUGUCUGGAAUCAGGAAGAGGGGACAAGCUAUCAUCUUCUCUUAAGCACUACAUUCAAAAUCUCCUUAAGGCUAAUAUGGAGGGGCCAUAUGGAACCGAGUGGCCAGUGGAAGAGAAGGUGAAGCGUAGGGACAUGGUUGCAUCAGAAGCACGUUAUAUAUUUGUCUAUGAGGCUUUGGAUGCAAGUGCAAGUGAAUUGUUGACAGUGUCUGAGCAGGAGAGGACUGAAGCUGGUUGUGUGGAGGGGAGGGGAUCCAUGCUCGGGUUUGUGCAUUUUCGCUUUGUCAUAGAGGAAGAUUUGCCUGUUCUUUAUGUGUAUGAGUUACAACUUGAGCCUCGUGUACAAGGGAAAGGUCUCGGGAAGUUCCUAAUGCAACUAAUUGAGCUAAUUGCUCGCAAGAAUCACAUGGAUGCUGUUGUUCUAACUGUUCAAAAGGCAAACUUGGUAGCGAUGAAUUUCUAUACAAGUAAGCUGAGAUAUGUUAUCUCAACUAUAUCACCAUCCAAAGUUGAUCCAUGGUUAGGAACUCAGAAAAGUUAUGAAAUUCUUUGCAAAUCAUUCAGUAAUGAUGCUAAAGCUAUCUUGGAGGGCCCAUGACAUUGUGAGAAGAGACAGAAAUGAGGACCCCAAUACCAUUAGCCAACGUAUAAGUCAAUCAGGUUGACCUUCUUGGUUCUUUUAGAUUCAAAGUUGCAUCAUGUCAAACCAGGAUUUUUCUUUGAAUUACAUAAACUGUACCUAUGCAUCUAUGUAUGUAUGUAUUUCUAUCCACAUAGAUACUACACAGUACACACAAACAGACCUGAAUAGACAGCAACAUGUAAAUAUAUGCUGAUAGAUAUAAAUAAGUCCUUGUGACAAUUUGUGGUUCUCUAAGCUUUCAGAUUGAUCGGAAAUUGGUGAAGCAGAGCUGAAGACUUGGGAAUAUGGUGCCAUUAUUUGUCCCCUUGCUUGUUUAAUGAGGAAAAUAUUAGAAGCACAUUGUAUGUUUUAGAUUAAUGAAAAAAAGCGCAUUCAUAGCAAAGGAUAGUUUGUCAAACAUGAUCAGCUUUCAUUUAUCAUAGAUAUAGUAGUAAACUAUCUUUCUCGCAGUUUUUAUUUGUUGAACUUGUAUAAUUCUAGAAAUUGUUAUUUGAUAAAAUGCCUGAAAGAGUCCAUUCCGAGGCA